This is a messenger RNA of Xyrichtys novacula (pearly razorfish), 583 nucleotides long. NCBI's taxonomy places the organism in Eukaryota, Metazoa, Chordata, Actinopteri, Labriformes, Labridae. The record is from the annotation of a GenBank genome assembly.
AUGUCUGAGGUCCUGAGAGGAAGAGCCACCAUCACUCUCCGUGUGAGCAGCUUGUCGUUCAUGAGAUCCCUCCCCGGCUCUGCCAGCUCUCUCACUAUCGAUCCACCGAUGUUGGAGGAAAGCUCCGGUCAUACAUCAGUGCCCCGGCUCAGAGCAGCUGAUGAAAAACUGUGGCACACGGGCUCAUUCCUUCCUCUCAUCCCUGAAGACGAGUCGCCCCAGCGGCCAAGGACAUCAGCCUGUCCACCCAGCGCCCCUCCAGCCUCCAUCCACUUGAAGAAUAGCUCCAAGUGUCCCCAAAUCAGCCUGCACCGAUGAUCAUCUGUCUUCAUUGGACUUGCGGUAGGGAUCCUCAGCAUGCCAAGAUGAGACAAAGACUCCAGACAUCCAUCUUGAUCUGUCAGGGACUCUGACUUUUAGAAUCGGACUGUAACAGCUGAUGACCAAGGACAGAGACUCCUCCGUGGCCUUCAGGCUCCUCGGACCGAGUGUGAGGGAUGAAGCCACCAGACUCAGAGCAAUCUCUCAAACCAACCUUGAUGUCCCGUCCAGUCGGAUGUCCGGUCUCUGGACUCAGACUUGA